Molecule: messenger RNA, 5899 nt
Organism: Cryptomeria japonica (Japanese cedar)
Lineage: Eukaryota; Viridiplantae; Streptophyta; Pinopsida; Cupressales; Cupressaceae
Product: ARF guanine-nucleotide exchange factor GNOM
Exons: 3
Coding region: 432-4850 (1472 amino acids)
Biological process (GO): regulation of ARF protein signal transduction
Molecular function (GO): guanyl-nucleotide exchange factor activity
Source: RefSeq, a predicted model, not a curated record
GUAAUGUUUUACUUGAAUGUUAAUUAAUUUCGAUUCUCUCGAGUUGCGAGAGAAUGGAAAGCACUGCUCCUCUCGAGGUGAGGUAGGCUUUCUCAAAGCUGUUAAAGAAAAAAUGCCGCAAAAUAAGUCUUGAAAUGUAAGGAGCAUAUUAAAUUUCUGAAGAAGUAGAGGAGGAAUGAAGAUGCAGGCACUCAUCUGAUUGAUUUUCAGACCCAAAAUUUAGAAGAAGAGCUUCAAUUGAAUGCCAUCUUCGUUUUAAUUACCUGGAAUCUGAUGAAUUUUCUGGAAGCUUAUCAGAUCUGCAGACUGUGAGCUAUUAGAACUUCAUUUUGAUAGGUGAUUGAAUCAGGGAAAAUGCAGCAGCAGCAUUGUGCCAUAUUUGCUGGAAGCUAUUGUAGGAAUGAUUUAUGAAACAUCUGAAAGAUCAUUGAAUGUUAGCUGAUUGGAAGUAUCUGAGAGGUGGCCAAUCCCCGCAUUUGAAGUUUCCAAUUGCAAUGAGGUCAAUAGAAGAAGAGCCCCAGCAAAAUGGUUUCAUGACAAGAACAGGGGGAUCUUUAGCAUGCAUAGUUAAUACGGAAGUAAGUGCUGUGUUGGCUGUGAUGAGGCGAAAUGCUAGAUGGGCAGGUCAUUAUAUGGCAGGAGAUGAUCAAUUGGAUCAUUCACUUAUACACUCUCUCAAGGAAUUACGCCGACAAAUAUUCAGCUGGAAACAAGAAUGGCAAAAUAUCAAUCCCUCUAUUUAUUUGAAACCCUUUCUAGAUGUGAUCCGUUCUGACGAGACAGGGGCACCAAUCACUGGGGUUGCCUUGUCUGCUGUGUACAAGAUUUUGACAAUGGAAGUCUUUGAUCUGCAUACUGUGCAUGUUGAUCUUGCCAUGCAUUCUGUAGUGGAUGCUGUGACUGGUUGCCGGUUUGAGGUAACAGAUCCUGCAUCUGAAGAGGUGGUAUUGAUGAAAAUACUACAAGUGCUUUUGGCUUGCAUGAAAAGCAAGAUGUCUUUAGUUCUAAAUAACCAAGAUGUGUGCACCAUAGUGAAUACAUGCUUUCGAGUGGUGCAUCAAGCAGGAACCAAAGGGGAGCUGUUACAGCGAACAGCACGCCACACGAUGCAUGAGCUUGUGAGAUCCAUUUUUGCUCACCUGGCUGAUCUUGAUUCCACUGGUGCACACACAGAUUAUGUGAAGAGGUCUUCUCUCACGUCCAAUUCUCAUUCAGACAAUGUUGGAAAAGAAUAUACAAGUGAUGGUAAUGAAGGUAGUAGCACUAGUAAUGGAAAUACAGAUGCUGAUAUUGGGAAAUUAUUUUCUGUCAGUUCUUCAGUAGAAAUGGAUGAUAAAAUGGCAGAUAGCAAAAUUGGUGGGAAGGAGUUAGCUAAUGAUGAAGUUCUCAGGGAGCCAUAUGGUGUAGCUGGCAUUGUUGAAAUCUUUCACUUCUUAUGCUCUCUUUUAAAUAUUGUUGAGACUAUGGGUAUGGGAACUGGGUCAAACCUUUUAGCCCUUGCCGAAGAUGUUCCACUAUUUGCUUUGGGUCUAAUAAAUUCUGCUAUUGAAUUAGGAGGAUCAUCAAUAGGUAGGCACCCAAAGUUACUAGCACUAGUGCAGGAUGAACUUUUCCAUAAUUUGAUUCAGUUUGGGCUGUCAUCAAGUCCUCUUAUUUUGUCCACAGUAUGUAGCAUUGUUCUGAAUCUCUAUCAUCAUUUACGCCAUGAAUUGAAGUUACAGAUUGAAGCCUUUUUCACUUGUGUCAUAAUUAGACUGGCACAAGGAAAGUAUGGUGCAUCUUAUCAACAGCAAGAAGUUGCAAUGGAAGCACUGGUAGACUUCUGCAGACAACCAACAUUUAUCUUUGAGAUGUAUGCAAAUUACGACUGUGAGAUUACUUGCAGUAAUGUGUUUGAGGAUAUUGGCAACUUGCUGUCAAAGAAUGCCUUUCCUGUAAAUUCCCCUUUGUCUGCUAUGCACAUUCUGGCAUUGGAAGGGCUGAUUGCGGUUAUUCACAGCAUGGCAGACAGGGUAAAUGCUUCAUCCUCACUUCCUGAACCAACCCCAAUAAGGGAUAUUGAAGAGUAUGAACCUUUUUGGACAGUAACUUGUGAGAAAAAUGAGGAUCCUACCCACUGGGUGCCAUUUGUCCAACGCAAAAAGUAUAUCAAAAGGAAGUUGAUGCUUGGGGCUGACCAUUUUAAUAGGGACCCAAAGAAAGGUCUUGAGUUCCUACAAGGGAUUCAUCUUUUGCCAGAGAAACUUGAUCCUCAUAGUGUAGCUUGCUUUUUUCGAUAUACAUCUUGUCUGGAUAAGAAUCUUGUGGGUGAUUUCUUGGGCAACCAUGAUGAAUUUUGUGUACAGGUGCUUCAGGAAUUUUCAAAAUCAUUUGACUUUGUUGAUAUGAGCAUAGACACAGCACUUCGCACAUUCCUUGAGACCUUUCGUUUGCCAGGAGAGUCACAAAAAAUACAGAGGGUGAUGGAGGCCUUCGCAGAAAGAUAUUAUGAGCAGUCACCACAAGUUCUUGCAGAUAAGGAUGCUGCAUUUGUGCUAUCAUACUCCCUUAUCAUUCUUAAUACUGAUCGGCACAAUGUUCAAGUUAAGAGAAAAAUGACAGAAGAAGAUUUUAUCAGGAAUAACCGGCGUAUCAAUGGUGGGAAAGAUCUUCCUAGAGAAUUUCUAUCAGAACUCUAUCACUCUAUUCUCAAGAAUGAAAUUCGAACAAAUUAUGAACAAAGUAUAGCUAUUCCUGAGAUGACGACAAGCAGGUGGAUUGAUCUCAUUCGGAAAUCUCAGAAAACUCCUCCUUAUAUCAUUUGUGAUGACAAACCCUUCCUUGAUCAUGACCUGUUUGCUAUAAUAUCAGGUCCAACCAUUGCUGCCAUGUCAGUGGUAUUUGACCAUGCAGAGGAUGAAUAUGUUUUCCGAGAAUGUGUGGAUGGUUUUCUUGCUGUUGCCCAAAUGUGUGCUUGCCAUCAUUUAGUCGAUGUGUUGGAUGACUUGGUCGUGUCUCUUUGCAAAUUUACAACACUUCUGGACCCAUCGUCCUCCAUUGAUGAGGAUGUUCUUGCCUUUGGUGAUGACACAAAGGCAAGGAUGGUGACUGUCACAGUUUUCACCAUAGCCAAUAGGUUUGGUGAUUUUAUUCGGAAUGGAUGGAGGAACAUUCUGGACUGUAUUCUCAGGUUACACAAGUUAGGUCUGUUGCCUGCUCGGGUAGCAAGUGAUGGAGCUGAUGAUCCAGAUCUUAUAAACGAUCCUGUGAAUGGGAGACCUUUGUCCGAUGCUCCACCUAUAUCUCACCUACCUUCAAUCACUCGAAGGCGGUCAUCAGGAUUAAUGGGUAGAUUCAGUCAGUUAUUGUCUCUUGAAAGUGAUGAACCAAGGACUCAGCCAACUGAAGAGCAACUUGCUGCACAUCAGAGAACCAUGCAAACCAUUCAACAAUGCAAUAUUGACAACAUAUUCACAGAGAGUAAAUUUCUGCAAGCAGAUUCCUUAUUGCAAUUAGCUAGGGCUCUCAUCUGGGCAGCAGGAAGACCACAGAAAAGCAGUUCACCUGAAGAUGAGGACACUCCUGUUUUUUGCCUUGAGUUAUUGAUUGCUAUUUCAUUGAACAAUCGGGAUAGAAUUAUGAUUUUGUGGCAGGGUGUUCAUGACUACAUUGGAAGCAUUGUACAGACAACUACUAUGCCUUGUGCACUUGUGGAAAAGGCUGUCUUUGGGCUCCUACGGAUCUGUCAACGGUUGUUACCCUACAAGGAAGACCUUGCAGAGGAGCUCUUGAGAUCUUUACAGCUUAUUUUAAAACUAGAUGCGAGGGUAGCAGAUGUUUAUUGUGAGCGCAUUACUCAAGAAAUUAUGCAGCUUGUAAAAACAAAUGCUGGGCACAUUAGAUCUUCAGGGGGAUGGCGCACUGUAACAUCUCUGCUUUCCAUCACUGCUCGUCAUCCUGAUGCUUGUGAGCCUGGUUUUGAGGCAUUAUCAUUUGUUAUGGCUGAUUGUGCACACUUGACCCGGGCAAACUAUGUGUUAUGCCUUGAUGCUGCUCGUGCUUUUGCUGAAUCUCGAAUUGGCAUGACAGACAGGUCUCUGCAAGCAUUAGACUUAAUUGCUGGAUCUAUCAAAUGUCUGGUGCAAUUUUCAAAGGCUGACGAAAACGUUAAUCUCUUGGGUGAGGAUGCAUCAAAGUCCUCCCAAGAAAUAGGAGACAUGUGGUUGCGAUUUGCACAUUCUCUCCGUAAGGUUUCUUUAGAUCAGAGAGAAGAGGUCAGAAAUCAUGCUGUUUUGUCUCUACAGCAGUGCUUGUCGGCAGUAGAGGUAACCUGCUUAACACCUUCUACAUGGACACAGCUUUUUGAUCAAAUAAUUUUUACAAUGCUUGAUGAUUUGCUUGAGAUUGCCAAGGGACACUCUCCAAAGGAAUAUCGUAACAUGGAGAGUACCCUUCACUAUGCAAUGAAGUUGCUGUCAAAAUUAUUCUUACAAUUAUUAGAUCAGCUGUCGUCAUUGCCAAACUUCAGAAAACUGUGGCUUGGGGUAUUAAGCUGUAUGGAGAAAUAUAUGAACUCAAAGCUUAGGGGUAAAGGAAAUGAAAAGCUUCAGGAACUUAUUCCAGAAUUGCUGAAGAACAUGCUAUUAAUAUUGAAUGAUCGAGGAGUGCUUGCAAAAAAAAGUGCACUAGAAAAUAGUAGCCUGUGGGAGAUGACAUGGAUACAUGUUCAAGGUAUCUCACCUUCUUUAAAAGAACAACUUUUCCCUGAGAAAGAUCCUGAACAUGAGACAGAGCUAAAGACAAAGUCUGGUGAGUCUGUAAUGGACUCGGAAAUUGGUUUUGAAGCUCCUGUUGCUAUUGUUGAGCAGUAGACAGAAAAGAGGUAAAAAACAAAAUACAGAAUAGAAGAGGUUUUAAUAGGCUCUCGGUGGUCAUUUGUUCUAUUAACAGAGGCACAAUAUUUUGGCAAUAAUUUACACCUUGACUCCCUGAGGACACAGCUUUCUUCCACAGGUACAGUUGACUAAUGACUUUGUUCUCUCACAGCUGUAAUGCACUAUUCUUUCCUUCCAAAUUUGCUUUAAGGGGCUUAAUAUCAAUCAGUUGUAGUCAUUUGGCCUAUAAAACCUAUGUAUCACCCAUCAAGGCAGUUACUCCAUCCCCAAAUUAAAAUGAAAGGAUUUUUGACCCUAUGUCUGGUGUUCUGAGGUAAGUAGUGUUGACCAGAGGUCAACUUCCAGAAGAUAGUGCAGGUUGUUGUACACAAUGUAUUGUGGUUGCAUCCACUUUCCCUUUCAAGUACACGAAUUGUAUCAGGUUUUAUAGAUGUCUUGAAGAUCUCAAUCCUGCAAGGAUUAAACUUGUGUGCUGAAAAGGUGACAACCUGUUUCAAAGAUUAUCUUCACAAGAAGUUUUCACAUAUGGAAAGUUUUGAGUCAGGAUAUGUAUAUUCGGAGGCUCAGGGUUUAAUAAUUCAUUGAUCUAACCCUUGUAUGAUAGUUGUCCCAGUCAGAAGUUCUAUUUGAUUGCAGUAUAAUCUGCCCCCUUAUAAUAAGCGCUAGCUGUGUGAUUGGAAGUACCCUGAAAAAGGUAUUUGAUGUGCCAUUCUCUUUUAAGUUAUCAUAACCUUGGGACAUGCAAGACAUUCCAUCAACAUUUUUGCAGCUCCUUAACAAUGCAUAUCAUCACUUAAGCAGGUUUCAAAUGAUGUAUUGAGAUCAUCUAUUGUCCAUACUUCUUGCGUAGUUUUAUUAACUAUUUAUGAUUGACUGCCUUGGGGAUGAUAUCUGUGCAAAAUAGCUGUACAGGCCUCAGAGAUUUAAGUUGCAGUUAGGCUAUCACCUUUGGUUAAAACUGGGGGUGUUUUAGUAUUAUUUUAUUCACAUGCAAACUACAUAAAAAGAAAUUUACUUUGAUUAUC